UGUGCAACUAGGUCCGAACUCGCCGAACUGCUUGCGCUUCCAUGGGUCAUGGCCUGUUGCAUCACAUCGAUGCGGGGACGAAGUGGCUCGUGUCGGGCGCUGUGUUUGGCGUGCUGUUGUGGCGGCAGGAUAGUGCCAUUUGCUGGUGCGUCCUUGGCUCCGUUGGUGCCGCGGCGAACUGUAAAUGCUUGAAGGUCCUCAUCAACCAGUCGCGGCCACGGGGGGCACGAAAGGUGGACCCUGGCAUGCCAUCGUCUCAUGCACAAAGCCUAGGAUUCCUCUCCAUUUACUUCGCCCUGGAUGUGGCUUUCCCAUUCUCCGGCCCCGCGCAGCGCGUACCGACCGACUCCGGGCGGGCCGCCUGGGCGGGCAUGUUGGUCGCUGGCGGGCUCUUCGGCUCCUGGUUGCGCGUCGCCAUGGGAUUCCACACUACGGCACAGGUGGCCGUCGGUUAUGCUCUUGGAGCUGCCAGCGCCGUGGUGUGGCAAAGCCUCUAUGGAUAUCAGACUCUUGGAGCUGGAUUUCGACGUGCGGCGAUGCCGCGAGAGAGUGCAACAGGCAUCUCCGCCCUUGAACCUGUACCUGGACCCUCCUGUCCGGGGUCCUUCCUCACUUGACUCCAUUGCUGCUGCGGAGCCUUCAAGGGGCCACCGUGCUCGCUGGAGGGCUGUUUGCCGUGAAGGUCCUGUCAGAUGUGGCGAAAGAUCACCGGAGAGAGUAGAUGCUUCUGUGUCCAGCGAGCCGCCGUCCAAUCCGGAAAACGAGGCGGCUGGAGCAUCAACCCAGAGCGGCC
Messenger RNA from Durusdinium trenchii, 793 nucleotides. The record is from the annotation of a GenBank genome assembly. Lineage: Eukaryota; Dinophyceae; Suessiales; Symbiodiniaceae.